CUUCCAAACGUUUGUUCCCCGGACUGUUGUUCUCGGCUACCCACCUUCCUCUUCUUCCUUCCGCUGUCCGCCUCCUCCCCAGUCCCCACCCGCCAUGGCGGCCCAUCACCACCUCCUCCCUUUACUCCUCCUCCUCAUCCCCUUCGCCUCCGCCGCGGCCACCGGCGGCGAGGCGCACGUCUCCGCGGUGAUCGCCGACAAGGGCCUGACCUUCGCUAAGGACGUGCUCAUCGGCGAGGCGGUGCGGUCGCUCACCCCGCUCCGCCUCCCGGGGGCGGAGAAGGCUGUGCGCGUGCCCUUCCUCGGAGGCAUCCGCGUCGCCGUCUCCAACAUCACGCUCUUCCACCUCGACGUGGGGGAGGACUCCGCCAUCCGCCCCGGUGACUCGGCCCUGGUUAUCGUCGCCUCCGGCAUCAGCGCUAACAUCAGCAUGGCCUGGAGCUACUCCUACGACUCUUGGUACUUCCCCAUCGAGAUCUCUGACAGCGGCACCGCUUCGAUCCUGGUUCAAGGAAUGGAAGUUGGGAUAACCAUGGAAAUCAAGAAUUACAAUGGAAGUUUGGCUCUGUCUGUUUCGAAGUGUGGCUGUUAUGUGAAGGACUUGGUGAUAUCUCUGGAUGGUGGAGCAUCAUGGUUUUAUCAAGGGUUCAUAAAUGCUUUUGAAGACCAUAUUAGAGCUGCGGUGGAAAAGGUAAUACCAGAAAAUAUUAUUGAAGGCACAUCAAAACUGGACUUGUUGCUUCGAAGUCUUCCUAGGAGUGUCAAUCUGGACAAUGUCACUGCUUUGAACAUGACUUUUGUUAAUGAUCCACAAUACGGAAAUUCCUCUAUUGAGUUCGAUAUCGAUGGGUUGUUUACUUCUGCAGUUGCUAGGACUAGCAAUUUUCAGAAGAAUCCCCAGCUUUCUUUAUCUUGUGGUGGGGCAUCAAAAAUGCUUUUGCUUUCACUUGAUGAAGCUGUUUUCAAUUCAGCAUUAGAGGUGUACUUCAAGGCGGGCUCCAUGCAUUGGGUUGUCGACAAAGUUCCUGAUCAAUCUCUAUUGAAUACAGCCAGUUGGAAAUUUAUCAUUCCUCGCUUGUACUGGAGCUAUCCAAAUGACGCCAUGGUUCUAAACAUUUCGACGGCUUCAUCCCCAAUUAUGAGGAUUAUGUCUGACAAGAUUGACGCUACCAUUAAUGCAGACAUGAUAGUUGAUGUUUUACAUGGCACGGAGACGGUUCCAGUAGCAUGCAUCUCUAUUGUAGUAAGCGCCUCCGGAGUUGUGAAGACAUCAGGCAAUAUAGUAUAUGGUAGUGUUGAAUUAGAUAAUUUCUCCCUUGCCAUGAAGUGGAGUGAAAUCGGAAACUUCCAUAUGUCUUUGAUUCAGGGAGUGAUACGGGUUUUCUUGAACACCGUAUGCAUGCCUUAUUUGAACUCACGGCUGGGUCAUGGAUUUAUCUUGCCUGUGGUUCGUGGCUUCACUCUAAAAGACGUCUAUGUAGUUGCUUCUACUCAGCAGUUGACGCUCUGUUCUGAUAUUACCUUCACCAAUGCGAGUAGCUUGGCGAGUUUACAGAUUUUGUGAUACCGUGCGUAGGCUUGUACAGAGCAUGUAACUUUCACCUUGGCCACAAACUAGGCCUUGGAGCAUUAAAGCCUCAGCACGACCACAAACUAGACCUUGCAUAUAAUCUCUUCUUUUUCAAUACUAUUUACAUUCAUCUGUACAAAUUUAUUCCAAAUUCAUCGUUUAUACUAGUCCUUGCACAUAUGGGUACAUUGUUUA
Molecule: messenger RNA, 1765 nt
Organism: Brachypodium distachyon (stiff brome)
Lineage: Eukaryota; Viridiplantae; Streptophyta; Magnoliopsida; Poales; Poaceae
Product: putative BPI/LBP family protein At1g04970
Exons: 6
Coding region: 95-1564 (489 amino acids)
Molecular function (GO): lipid binding
Source: RefSeq, a predicted model, not a curated record